Molecule: messenger RNA, 1572 nt
Organism: Prosopis cineraria
Lineage: Eukaryota; Viridiplantae; Streptophyta; Magnoliopsida; Fabales; Fabaceae
Product: patatin-like protein 4
Exons: 7
Coding region: 81-1253 (390 amino acids)
Biological process (GO): lipid metabolic process
Molecular function (GO): glycerophospholipase activity; monoacylglycerol lipase activity
Source: RefSeq, a predicted model, not a curated record
CUCUCUCUCUCUCUCUCUCUCUCUCUCUCUCUCUCUCUAUCUCUGAUCAUUUGUCUGAGAUCUUCAUUGCUCGUCAAGUAAUGGAGGCAAUAGCAAAGCUGCCACCUCCAUCAGCUGGGAACGUUGUCACUAUUCUCAGUAUUGACGGAGGUGGGGUUAGAGGGAUCAUACCUGCUAUCCUACUUAUGAAACUAGAGCAAGAGUUGCAAAAUGUUUCUGGAGAUAAGAAUGCGAGGAUCGCAGACUAUUUGGACAUAAUUGCGGGAACCAGCACAGGUGGAAUCAUCACUGCAAUGCUUACAGCCCCAGAUGGGAACCAUCGUCCAUUAUUUUCCGCUCCACAAAUCAAAGAUUUCUAUAGAAAGGAAUCCCCACAAAUUUUCCCCCCGAAGAAUUGGUUCAAAUCUAUCUGGAACUAUCUCUACAAGCCCAAGUACAAUGGAGAGUAUUUGCAUAGUGCUAUACAGUACCAUCUGGAUGGAAAAAGGCUGCAUGACACGUUGACUAAGAUUGUAAUCCCAACGUUCGAUAUGAAACAAGUCCGACCCACUAUUUUCUCAAGCUUGAAGCUAAACACAGAGUCCAACGUCCCUGCUGGCUUAGACGCCUUGUUGUCAGAUAUUUGCAUUGGAACUUCAGCUGCGCCAACCUAUCUACCACCUUAUCCUUUCAAAAAUGGUGAAACAGAAUUGAAUUUGAUUGAUGGUGGUAUCAUAGCCAACAAUCCUGCAUUAAUUGCUAUCAGUGAGGUGACACAACAAAUAACAAAGAAAAAUCCAGAAUUCUCGGGCUUUGAACCAAAUGAUUAUAAGAGAAUUGUGUUGGUGUCUUUUGGAACUGGAUUCAUGAAACCUAAUGUUUACAAUGCCGAAGAUGCAAAGAAAUGGGGUAUUUUGAAAUGGGCUAAACCAAGUAUUGAAUUUGCUCUUGAUGGAAGUCAAGACCUUGUUGAUUAUCAUCUUGCAUCUGUUUUCCGCGCCCUUGGAGCUGAGAGCAACUACCUUCGAAUUCAGACAGAUGUAUUAAGUGAAACUAUGGCUGAUUUGGAUUGCGCCACUGAGGAGAACUUGAAGAAUCUUGAAACGUUAGCAGAUCAGUUGCUAAGCCAACCCGAGACGAGGAUGAACUUGGACACCUUCAAGCUUGAACCUGUACCCGGUGGUCCAACAAAUGCAGUGGCCAUUAAGAAGAUGGCUGAGAUACUUGUGAAAGAGAAGAGCGAACGUCUGGCGAAUAUACGCACUAAUAAAUAAGUGAAGUCGCUAUAUAUGGCAUUAAAGUGGUGAUAUUCAUAUGGGAGUCAAUCAUUAAAGUCGUUCUGUAAUUUCGUGAAGGCUUCAAUAGUGUGAUGGUGUUAUUUCAUGAAGUCGUUUUGUUACCUUGUCGAUUGUUGUGUGGUUUAAUGAUUAUGUAAUGGCCAAAGAGAAUAAGUAGCGACCCUUAGGUCGUGGGUUUGUUUGUGAUUAAAUAUUAUGUUACCUUGUUGGAUUGCAGUCGUACGUGUGGUAUGGUUUUUAUACAUUGUACUUUAUUUUAAAUAUGAAUGCAAUAAUACGAAGCCGUUACUGUGUG